UUUUCCAACAGCUCUCUUUCUAAGUGGUGGGCAGGCUCUUUUUCUACGUGAGAGAGAGAGAGAGAGAGAGAGAGAGAGAGAGAGAGAGGGAGAGAAAGACCCCCAUGGUGCUGUGAUUUGACUAAACAAACAGCCGGGCUCAGUGCGGUACCUCCUCCAACAGACUCCUGGGACAGCACAGAUUAACCUCAGACUCUGAACAUCUGAGGGAUCUAUACAUUUGAAGCAGCAGCCCCUGUCGAGACAACCAGCUGGAAAUCUCUCCUCUGAUUUCCUUCUGUUGGCCGCCAACCUCCUUGGACGGAGAGGGGAGAGACUCGUCUGUGCUUCAAGGAUCAGCCUGAAGAAAAAUUAAAAAAAAAAAAAGUGGUAGAAGGCUUCCACCAUGAGGAGGGUGACGGGAUCAACGCACCACCUGACACUUAUACUUACAGCCCUCCUGUAUUUCUGCACUGAACUGUGCUGCCUGGAGAUCACACCUGACGACAAAGAGCUGGUCCUGGCUGAGGGCUCCUCUCUCACACUGAACUGCUCCGGCUCUGGGGAGACGACCUGGGAGUUUAAGAAGGACGACGUGCCGUAUUUUCAAGUUGAACAAGUUCCAAAUGGCCGUCAAAGCUACCAAAUUGUGCAAACUGACGCCAGGUCCAGUGUUCUGACCUUGUGGAGCGUGAGCUGGAAGAGCACAGGCGUGUAUCUGUGUAUUGAUCGCCACACUGGAGAAACUAAGGAGGUGGCUGUGUUUGUCCCAGACCCUGACGUGUGGUUCAUAGAGCGCUCCCACGGCAUGGUUACAAAGACCAGUGAGGACAGCACGGUCCCCUGCGUGGUCACCAACCCAAACAUCAGUGUCACGCUGUAUGAGAGGGACACUGACCUGCCCAUCAAGGGGCUGUAUGUUCCCAGUGAGGGAUACAAGGCGGUGCUGGAGGACAGGACCUAUGUGUGCCGCGGAGAGCUGAACGGGGAGGUGAAAGACUCUCAGGCCUUCUACGUCUUCAGCAUUUUUGUCCCAGAGGCCAUGGACAUCUACAUCAAUGCCUCAAAGACGGUCCUGAAGCAGGGAGAAGCGCUGACAGUAAACUGCACGGUGCACGGAGUGGAGCUCGUGAUGUUUUCUUGGGAUAUCCCCAACAGAGAUUCAAAUGACAUCGAGCCGCUGACAGACGUCUUUUCCAGCACGAGCAUGCGCUCCUGCCUGAUCUACCCUUAUGCCCAGUUGGCCAACAGCGGAAACUAUGUCUGCCGUGUCCACGAGGGAGUCCUAGGUCAGACCGCCUCUGCCAGCGUCAACAUCACCGUGCUUGAACGCGGUUUUGUGGACGUAAAGCCUGCUCAGCAUCAAAAUAUUUCAGCCAAGCUGCAAGAGAACGUGGAGCUGAGAGUGGAGAUCGAGGCCUACCCUCCUCCUCAGAUUCGCUGGACCAAAGAUGGCGCCACCAUCAGGGGAGACAAAACCAUCGCAGUCAGACAAGAGCAUGAAAUAAGAUAUGUCACUGUUCUCACCUUGGUGAGGGUGAGGACGGAGCAGCAAGGCCUCUAUGCCGUCCAUGUCACCAAUGAAGACGACACAAAGCAAGUGACCUUUGAUUUGGAAGUUCAAGUUCCCUCCCAGAUUAAAGGCCUGAUCGACCACCAUCUCCCAGGGAAGAGACACUUGGUGACCUGUGUAGCUGAGGGGGUCCCGACCCCGACCAUCCAGUGGUACAGCUGUGACAGCAUGCUCAAGUGUAACAAUCAGACGAUGGUGUGGCAGCCGCUCUUGCCGGAGCCGGAUGUGCUGAGCAUCCAGACCAACGUGAGCUACAGCCAAGCACGGAAAACCAGCCAGGUGCGCAGCCAGGUGACCUUCCAGAAGCCCCAGCAGGUGACGGUUCGCUGUGAGACCAGCAACGAGGCGGGCCUCAUCGACAGAAGAGACAUCAAACUAGUGUCCAGCUCUCUGUACUCCCAGGUGGCAGUGUUGGGUGUUGUUCUCGCCUUAGUGGUCAUCGUGAUCAUGUCUAUCAUCAUCCUCAUUGCUGUAUGGUGGAAGAAACCUCGCUAUGAGAUCAGAUGGAAGGUGAUCGAGUCGGUGAGUCAGGACGGACAUGAAUACAUCUAUGUGGAUCCCAUCCACCUUCCCUAUGACCUGGCCUGGGAAAUGUCUCGAGACAACCUGGUGCUGGGUCGUACUCUUGGAUCAGGAGCGUUUGGCAGAGUGGUCGAGGCAACUGCUUACGGUCUCACACAUUCUCAGUCCAGCACAAAAGUGGCAGUGAAAAUGCUGAAAUCUACAGCCAGGAGGAGUGAGACUCAGGCCCUCAUGUCAGAGCUGAAGAUCAUGAGCCACCUGGGUCCUCACCUCAACAUCGUGAACUUGCUGGGAGCUUGCACCAAACAUGGCCCUCUGUACUUAAUAACUGAGUACUGUCGCUAUGGCGACCUGGUGGACUACCUGCACAGGAACAAACACACCUUCCUGCAGUAUUAUGCAGAGAAAAACCAAGACGACAGCUGCCUCAUCUCCAGAGGAAGCACCCCUCUGAGUCAGAGGAAAGGCUACGUGUCUUUCGGAAGCGAGAGUGAUGGAGGCUACAUGGACAUGAGCAAAGAUGAGCCCUCAGUCUACGUUCCCAUGCAGGAGCAGAUAGACACCAUCAAAUAUGCAGACAUCCAGCCUUCUCCAUAUGAGUCCCCCUACCAGCAGGACCUCUAUCAGGAACAAGGUGGCAACAGAUUGGAUCUGGCGAUCAGCGAUUCUCCCAGUCUCACCUACGAUGAUCUUUUGGGUUUCAGCUACCAAGUGGCAAAGGGGAUGGAGUUCCUCGCUUCCAAGAAUUGCGUCCAUCGGGACCUGGCUGCCAGGAAUGUGUUGAUCUGUGAGGGCAAGCUGGUGAAGAUUUGUGACUUUGGCCUGGCCAGAGACAUCAUGCAUGAUUCCAACUACAUCUCUAAAGGCAGCACCUUCCUGCCCCUGAAGUGGAUGGCACCAGAAAGCAUUUUCCAUAAUUUGUACACCACCCUGAGUGAUGUGUGGUCAUACGGCAUUCUUCUUUGGGAAAUUUUCACACUAGGAGGAACCCCCUACCCUGAUUUGCCCAUGAAUGAAUUAUUCUACAGUGCUUUGAAGAGAGGCUACCGAAUGGCCAAACCCGCCCAUGCCUCUGAUGAAGUUUAUGAAAUCAUGAAGAAGUGCUGGGACGAAAAGUUUGAGAAGAGGCCCGAGUUCUCCUUCCUGGUCCACAGUGUGGGGAACAUGCUGACUGACGCUUAUAAAAAGAAAUACAGCCAAGUCAACGACAACUUCCUGAAGAGUGAUCACCCCGCAGUCGCCCGCACCAAACCCAGACUCUCCUCACCCUUUCCCAUUGCCAACCCAGCAUUUGGCUCCCCGUCUCCCAUCACCCUCUCCUCCCCCCCGGAUCCCUACAGUCAGAGCCCGAGGCCUGGAGACUUCAGGCGUGAGGCAGACACACAGGAGGUCAUGGCUUCAUACAACGAAUACAUCAUUCCCAUCCCAGACCCAAAGCCGGAGGAGGUUUUUACUGAUGUGCCGUCAGAAAGCCCUGCAAGCUCUCUUGCUCUGGAGGAGGAGACUGACUCCAUGUCUCAGGACACAGCUGACACCCUCCCAGAGGAGGACAGGCUGGAGGACACCAGCGAAAGAGACGCUCUGCUGGGCUCUUCCGGGACGCCCGAGGUAGAAGACAGCUUUCUGUAGCCACAAGUAUAAAUCCUGAGAAAACAGAGCCCCUACCUGGGAUUCUUUUUUCUUUUUCUUUUGUUUUGUAACAUGCCUAAAAAAGGGAACAUGACUAAUGAAAAUGUAGCAAAACUAAGACUAAGGGGGCAAAUCUCUGUAUUUCCACCAGGCACUUAAAAACAUUCGCCCUCUUUGAGGUUUUACAAACAGUUACAAAUAAUUAAUAUAAUGCUAUUUUUCAGUCUUUUUUGAAAGCUUGCCAUUAUAUAAAUGCGGUACUCACACUCCUGCACAGUCAGCUUACAGUAAGUAGUGACAAAUUUACUGUAUUUUCCAUUUUAGCUAGACAUUUUCUAUUUAGAUACAUCUAUGUAUCCAUGUGCCUUUUUUGGUUAUUAUUACUGAAUCCCCACUUUUAUUGUUCACAGGCAAAUGAGAUCUUUGAAAAGUGGAUUUUUUUGUUGUUGUUGUUUUUUUGUUUGUUUUUGUAUUUUUAAAAAUGCAAAAUGAUGACUGCAACAAUCAAAACAAACUUGAAACCAACUUUUUCAAGUCAAAACAAAAUAGUUCCUAAACAAGAACACUUCUUGUACAAGCAGGAACAUUACGUCCUCAACCGUGAUCAGAUAUAAAAUGUUAGAAACUGAAUCGACAUCAAAAUGAUGAACACAACAAUCAAAACCAACUAGAAAACUACCUUUGAAUGUAAAAACGAAAUAUUUCCCAAACAAGACACUUCCUGUGAAAGCGGGAACAUUAUGUCCUAAACCUAGAUCAGAUAUACAAUGUUAUGAAUUCAAUUGAAUUUGUUUUUUGUUUGUUUGUUUGUUUUUUUCCUUUUCUUGGGUACAAUCAACGCCUGUUUUCACUGUAUUAUAACAGUUUUGUAAAAUGUUAUUUCCAGGACCUGAAAUGCAGACAAAUUCCACAUGCACUGUUUUAAUGUGAGAUAUAGUUUCCUUUUAGUUUCAUAUGCCACAUGUGUCAGUAUUUUUAUUUGUGAAUUUCAAAUGGGAUGUUGAAUUUUGAAUACUUGUUUUGUGUAGGCUUAAUUCUUAGUUCUGUGCCAGAUCUGCACUUUAUAUAGAAAAAAUAUGUGGAUAUUAAGAUGUAAACUUACACUAUGUGAACGAUAGAAAGCUACAAUUGAGAAUUAUUAGAGCAUCUGACCUAUAAAUGAGGCUGUUCGAGCAGCUAUGAUGUCCAGUUUCUGUGAAGACAGGUGACUCUCUCGAGUGAAAUUAAUAAAUACAGCGUCUCACUGCCUUAGCACAAGAUGGCACACAUGAGUGCCUUUGUAUAGACUGCGUCUUGUUUUGCAGCUGUUGUUGCUUGCCAACAUGAAGGGCUACUGUACUCAAGUAAUGCAAAAACAAUACAUUUAGUCUUCUGUUGCUUUGGAUUGCAUUCACUUACACUGUGUUUUUUUUUUUUUUUUACUUUCAAUACUUAGUCCACCAUUUAAAAACAGCACAUUUCUUGUAGCGUUUGUUACUACAUUGUAAAAUGCACAACAUCACUGUAUCACAAGCUAUGGUACCAAAGCUCUUCUUAACGUUUACAAAUGUAUUUUUUAUAUGUGUCAUUUUAUAUGUUGUAAAUGUGACAAUAAAUGAGUAUUAUUGUAGUA
Stegastes partitus (bicolor damselfish) is the source of this 5315-nucleotide messenger RNA. RefSeq names its product platelet-derived growth factor receptor, beta polypeptide (gene pdgfrb). Bases 386 to 3703 code for a protein of 1105 amino acids. Gene Ontology annotation, molecular function: ATP binding; platelet-derived growth factor binding; platelet-derived growth factor beta-receptor activity. NCBI's taxonomy places the organism in Eukaryota, Metazoa, Chordata, Actinopteri, Pomacentridae. Gene Ontology annotation, cellular component: signaling receptor complex; plasma membrane. The record is from RefSeq and is a predicted model, not a curated record. Gene Ontology annotation, biological process: positive regulation of smooth muscle cell migration; positive regulation of kinase activity; angiogenesis. The transcript is spliced from 23 exons.